AUGGACAUGAACUAUGACAAUGUUGACCAAUGCCCAUCAAAAGACAUUCAUUUUCUUGAUGGUGAGAAUGGUGAGGACGUUGUAGUUAUUGAACAGGCCGAUGCCGCUACUUGGUGUGAUGCCUAUCAAGAGAAAUUCAUGCUCUUGAUGGAGGAAGAGGUUAGAAAAGGAAAUCGUACAAGCACAACUUUUAAUCCAAUUGGGUGGACACAUAUUGUGGAUGCAAUGUUGGUGGAAAUUGGAAAGAAGUACACGAAGGACCAGUGUAAACAAAAAUUCAAUACAAUCAGAGCACUGUACAAAGAUUGCAAACAAAUAUUAUCCGAGACUAGUGUAGGGUACAACAGUGAAACUGGGAUGAUUGAGUUGGAAGCUGAAAGAUGGGGUCGAUUGUGCAAGCAUGUUCAUCCUUCUACAAAAUCACCCAAACCUCACCAAGUGCAAAUAAUGUCUCAAGUGGCAACACAUGAAGCUGCAAUUCAGGGCAUGACUGAUGUAGAACGACCUACUGUAGAAGGACCUAUUGACCUCAGUCCUACUCCCAUUCCUGUAGCUAAGAAACCUAGGAAAGAAAGUUUUGCCUCCACAAUGUCUCAAGUGAUGGCAUAUUUGACUAAUAUUGGGAAUGCGAAAGCUGAUAAAAUUGCUAAAACCAUAGCUGAAUCAUCUUCUAGUUGUCAACCAUCUUGUGUUAAUGAAAUGCCUGAAGUGACAUCUCCCAGUAAAAAAGAAAAAGAAAAAGAAAUGGAUCCGCAGCUUGAGGAGUGCCUUGGGAUCGUUAACACAUUAGUGGGGAUUGAUGAUACCCAUUAUGCUAAGAUCAUAAGGAUGUUUGGUGAAAACAAGGUAUGGAGGGACAUAUUUUUUCGCAUUCCUGGUGAGAGGAAAGUUGGGAUAGUAGAUAUGGAUAUAAGGACAAUAUUAACCAUGUAUGAUGAUGAUGAUGAGGAGGAAAUUCUUGUAUUGAUCGCAGCCAUAAAGAACAAUCCAAAGUUUUACCUAUACUUUAAGAAUUGUGUAGGAGCCAUAGAUGGUACUCAUAUCCAUGCUGUAGUGCCAGUUGGACAACAAAUACCCUUUCGUGGUAGAAAGGGUGAUACGGCCCAAAAUGUCAUGGCCGUGUGUUCUUUUGAUAUGAAAUUCACAUACAUUCUAGCAGGGUGGGAAGGGUCUGCUAAUGAUUCGAAGAUUUUAAAUGAGUGCAUUCAGAAUGAGGAUUUCAAUUUUCCAUCACUACCCGAAGCUAAGAAAAUUACCUUUCCAUAUUUAUGCAUUUAA
Molecule: messenger RNA, 1278 nt
Organism: Cornus florida
Lineage: Eukaryota; Viridiplantae; Streptophyta; Magnoliopsida; Cornales; Cornaceae
Exons: 4
Coding region: 1-1278 (425 amino acids)
Source: RefSeq, a predicted model, not a curated record